AUGGAAGCCAAAGUGUCCCAUGCUAUGCAUUCAAAUGCUCAAUUGGCCCGUUCAUCGAUAGCUCUGAUUGUGCCAUGGACAAAGUUGACAGAGACCACAGUUGGACGCGACAAAAUAUAUCGAACCUUGCAAUAUUUUUGCCGGUUCCUUGCAUACUAUAUGGCCCAGCAAAAAUACUCCAAAUCGGCGAUCGAAAAAACGAUCCGAUUAUCGGUAGCAUUGGCUACGGCACGAAAAUUGUUUCGAUUUGGAAAGCCGAUAGAUAAUCUCAAAAUAAUCCUGGAGUCACAGUUAAAAAUCCCCGAUGAUGUUUUAAGAUCCCUGACGAUCGGAAAGUCGAUUUGCUUGGCCACGUGGUUGCUAUUGGAUUCUGUCCAAUGGAAUCAUAGAGCUGGACCAGCACCAAGCAUACAAGAUUCAACGGUUUGCUGCAUAUGGCUGGAUGGCCGGAUUGUUCUUUGCAAUUUGCUCCGAUAUUCACAAAAUUCAGACCCUUUUAGAAGCAAGGAAGGCCUCUGCAGAUGCCCCGAGCUCUUCUUUAAAUACAGCACUUUGGUUUUUGAAAUCGCUUUCACUGUCAACCGACAACGAGUGUGGGAAAUUGUGCAGGCUAUUGCUGCAGGAUUCACUGGAUAUUAUACUGCCGAUGAACAUACUGGAAAUUGUCAAUUUGAAUUCCGGCGUCAUCGGCAUCCUCGGCAUGGUUACGUCAUUAAUGGGCUUGGCAAAUGUAUGGCCUGGUUGCUGCUAAAUUGA
This is a messenger RNA of Mitosporidium daphniae, 756 nucleotides long. RefSeq lists its product as uncharacterized. Lineage: Eukaryota; Fungi; Microsporidia. The record is from RefSeq and is a predicted model, not a curated record. Bases 1 to 756 code for a protein of 251 amino acids. Gene Ontology annotation, biological process: regulation of peroxisome size; peroxisome fission. The transcript is spliced from 3 exons. Gene Ontology annotation, cellular component: peroxisomal membrane.